Dibothriocephalus latus is the source of this 855-nucleotide messenger RNA. Lineage: Eukaryota; Metazoa; Platyhelminthes; Cestoda; Diphyllobothriidea; Diphyllobothriidae. The record is from the annotation of a GenBank genome assembly.
AUGUUUUGUCUUCUUCCUCACAGGUCGCUGCCUGGACGCAUAGUGGGUGGAGCCUGGUGGUUCUUCACGCUCAUCAUUAUCAGUUCUUAUACCGCCAACUUGGCGGCCUACCUUACAGUCGAGCGAAUGACAAGUCCCAUCGAAUCCUACGAGGAUCUCGCACGUCAAACCAAGGUGAAGUAUGGGGUCAUCAAGUUGGGUUCAUCGAAGGAAUUCUUUGAGAAGUCUAACAUGAAGAUAUUCCAGAAGAUGUGGAAAUUCAUGGAAUCGAACCCCGACGUGUUGGUGGACAGUGUGAGCGAUGGCGUAAAUAGAGUUCGUCAGUCGAAUCGCGACUACGCUUUUCUGCUGGAAUCAACCAUGAAUGAGUACUUCAACCAACGACAACCCUGUAACACUGUUAAGGUUGGCCCCAAUCUUGAGAGUGGAAAGGGUUACGGUGUUGCUACCCCACCCGGAUCAGAUCUGCGUGACCAGAUCAAUCUUGCGGUACUCCAGUUAAAGGAAAUGGACUGGAUCGCCUCCUUGUAUCGCUUCUGGUGGGAGGAGAGGGGAGAAUGUGGAAAAAUGAGCAAAUCGAAGGAUGUGAGUUACAUAAAUUUUGAAGAUUUGGAGGUGAUUUUGCCAGUGGCCAUUUAUGGCAUGCCAAACCCUUAUGUAACUUCUGUUAUUAUUUGCCAGGGAUCCCUAACAGCCAAUUCUCUGGGCCUGGACAACGUUUAUGGCCUUUUUUAUCUCCUCGCUGGGGCUCUCGUAACUGGCAUCGUUUUGUCAGUUUUUGAAUUUAUUUACCGUUGCGCUGUCGAUGCCAAGCGUGCAAAGGUAACUGCAUAUAAUAUUUUCUUCCUUCGUUAA